Zymoseptoria tritici IPO323 is the source of this 309-nucleotide messenger RNA. RefSeq lists its product as uncharacterized. Bases 1 to 309 code for a protein of 102 amino acids. Lineage: Eukaryota; Fungi; Ascomycota; Dothideomycetes; Mycosphaerellales; Mycosphaerellaceae. The record is from RefSeq and is a predicted model, not a curated record. The transcript has a single exon.
AUGGUCACUCCCUUCACGACCUUCUCGCCGCGGGAGCACCGGGACACCAGCGACACGGACUACUCCAUCCUUGCCAACUUUGGUGCUGGCUGCUGGCUCGUCCUGCCUAAGCUCCAGCUCCGCGUCCACCUCCAGCCCUACGACCUCGUGAUCUUCCAGACGAACAGCUUAACCCACGCCACGGCGGCUGUCGACGGCGAUUGCGAGGCGGAUCAGCGCUGGAGCCUCUCGUACUAUCAGCGGAAGGCGGUCCGGAACGACUGCCUUGGCGCCUCGCCGACCUACGCCGCCAACGGGCAGGAGAUGUAG